AUGAAGACGAGCGCCUCAGUCUUGGCUUGGGCAUCAGCCCUCCUCGCUGCUUCACCCGCCGUAGCAAUGGAGACUUGCUGUGCCUCACUUGAAGCAAAGGGUCUGAAGCACGUCUACUACCCCAAUAGUAACGGCUACAAGACCCGCACUGAGUCGUACUUUUCCGUGUCGUCGCAGCUGGAGCCCUACUGCAUCGUUCAGCCCGAGAGUGCCAAGGAUGUAUCUACGAUUAUCAAGACCUUGACAUCUGACACGAAGUGUAAUUUCGCGAUUCGAAGCGGUGGACACACCGUUUGGGCGGCGAAUAACAUCAACGAUGGUGUCACUAUUGACAUGGGAUUGAUGAACAAGACCACGUAUGUCAAGAACACAAAGGUUGCUCAAAUCCAGGCUGGUUCCAUCUGGCGGGAUGUCUAUGGCGCCCUUGAGCCAUACGGUGCUACUGCUGCAGGCGGUCGCACUUCGACUGUCGGUGUCGCUGGCUUCUUGACGGGCGGUGGCAAUACCUUUUAUACUGCCCGUCGGGGUUUUGGCUGCGACCAGGUCGUCAAUUUCGAGGUUGUCCUCGGCGACGGACGCAUCGUCAAUGCCAACAAGGACAACAACGCCGAUCUAUGGAAGGCCCUCAAGGGCGGCUCAGCCAACUUCGGUAUCGUCACCCGCUUCGACGUCCAGGCCUUCGACGCUCCUCUCCUCUGGGGUGGCCUAGUCACCUACUCAGCCGAAGAAACAACCGAUGCGCACGUCCAGGCCUACAAGGACUGGACCGAUAAUAUCGUCAACUAUCAGGAUGGAUCAGUCAUUCCUUUCUGGAGCUAUACUCCUCAGAAUGGAAAGAUUGGCAUCACUGUGUCGUACGAGGAUACCACUGGUGCUGUUGCGCCAAAGGCCUUGGACGAGUUCUGGAAGAUUCCUUAUGAGACCUCCAACCUGCGCAAGGAUACUCAUCGCAACAUGACGAUUGAGCUUGAGCUUGUCGCUGGAUACCGCAACGUCUGGUUCGCCAUCACCUUCAAGAACAAACUCGGCUUGUACAAGAAGGCUCUAGAGUUGCACAAGCAAUUCGUCAGCGACUGGAAGGCUCAAUCCCCCGACGGCGACUUUAUCUGCCACGCCAUCUUCCAGGCCAUCCCUACCAUCUUCUCCAAGCACUCCCUCGAGCGAGGCGGCAACGUCGUCGGUCUUGACCGCGAGAAGGAUAACGCUGUCAUGUUCCAGGUCCAGCUGAUGAUCAACGGCGUCGAGCAAGAGAAAAUUGCUCGUGAGCGUAUGGUUCGCUUCCGCAAGAUGAUGAAGCAGUAUAGCAUUGACCAGGGCGCUGCUGUCGAUUGGGAGUAUCUCAACUACGCCGACUUUACCCAGGAUCCUCUGUCUACCUAUGGACCUAAGAAUCUUGAGUUCAUUCGCAAGGUUGCUAAGAAGUAUGACCCUAAGGGAGUAUUCCAAACUAGACUGCCUGGUGGAUUCAAGAUCUCCAAGGUUGCUUAA
Messenger RNA from Fusarium mangiferae, 1488 nucleotides. RefSeq lists its product as uncharacterized. NCBI's taxonomy places the organism in Eukaryota, Fungi, Ascomycota, Sordariomycetes, Hypocreales, Nectriaceae. Gene Ontology annotation, molecular function: FAD binding. The record is from RefSeq and is a predicted model, not a curated record. Bases 1 to 1488 code for a protein of 495 amino acids. The transcript is spliced from 6 exons.